Messenger RNA from Bombus huntii, 2765 nucleotides. Its product is annotated as U3 small nucleolar RNA-associated protein 14 homolog C. The transcript is spliced from 8 exons. Gene Ontology annotation, cellular component: nucleolus; small-subunit processome. The record is from RefSeq and is a predicted model, not a curated record. NCBI's taxonomy places the organism in Eukaryota, Metazoa, Arthropoda, Insecta, Hymenoptera, Apidae. Bases 145 to 2664 code for a protein of 839 amino acids. Gene Ontology annotation, biological process: rRNA processing.
GUUUACCAUUGUAACAGUACAUAGUAGUAUAAAGAAAUAAUGUCUUAUUUCUACCUGUAUAUAUAAUCUCUGUUUCUUUUAUGAACACACACAAUCUACAGAUAUGAUGCUUCGUGAAGAGUAAAGCAUGCGGUGUGGUUAAAUAUGGAUUUGUCGACAAAUUAUUUGGAAGAUUUAGAUGAUACCGAUAAAGAUGUAUCAGAGUCUCAUAAUAAACUUCUUGAAGCUGUAUCACAGCUUGAUAAAGGCCAAAGAGUAAAAAAGGCAGAACGAAGUGAACCUACGUUAGAAGUAUCAGAAUUUCAUUUGGUAAAAAGUGGAGUAUCUGAUCAAGAUGCGGUUCAUGUAUACGAUUUAGCUAGAACUUUAGGGAAAAAAGGUCAUCAUCAUGAAAUUAUCAGAAAUUUACAAGCUAUAAGGAAAAAAGUUCAAGUUUUACCAAAACCAUUGGAAAAACCAGCAGCAGACAGGAUAAAGAGAAUAGUUGGUUUUAAAAAUACAAAACAAGAAUUAAAAAAAUGGAACGCUGUAAUAACAAGGAACAGGACAGCAGAAUCGCUUCAUUUUCCUUUAAAUCAGUCAUCAAUGCAAUUUGAGCCAUCUACGGAAUUUGUUAAAAGAUUUAGACUUCAAUCAGAUUUAGAGAAAGAACUUGCUGCACUAGAACCACAGAAUGAGAACCUUGAACAAAAACAUGAUGAAUUUUCUUUAACAUUGAAGGAAGUUAUUAUGAAAAGAAAAGAAGCUGCUAGAAUCAGAGCACAACAGUCUUAUAGAGAAGCAAAGGCUCAUCGCCAAAAUAAAAUUAAAAGUAAAAAAUUUCACCGUAUUCAAAGAAAAGAAAAAAUAAAAUUGCAAUUGAGAGAGUUUGAAGAAUUGCAGAAAACUAAUCCAGAAGCUGCAUUGGAAAAACUUGAACAACUAGAUAGAACUAGAGCAGAAGAGCGAAUGACACUAAGGCAUAAAAAUACAGGGAAGUGGGCUAAAUCUAAGCAAAUUAUGGCAAAAUAUGAUAAAGAAGCUCGACAAGAACUUGCACAACAAUUAUCAGUUGGUCGAGAAUUAACUCAGAAAUUAAGAAAAUCAAAUGAUAGUGAAGAAGAAGAUGCAAGUGAUGAUACAUUUGUACAAAAGCUUUUAGUUAAUGAUAAAGAAAAUCCUUGGGUAGGGAAUAUCAAAACUGAAUCAGAAAUCAAUGAAUUUGUUAAAAGUUAUCGUAAAUAUUGGGAUGAUCAAAAUAAGAAGUUAGAAAAUAAAUUAGAAAAUAAACAAACGGAUAAUUCAUUAAAGGAUACACAACCUAAUGGUAUUUUAAAUGGCAAAGAUACUGACGUUGGUAUAGACUUUCCUGAAACUCGAAACAAUGAAAAGAUACAAGAAGUUGUAAAUUUUAGUGAGCAGACGAUUUCAUUAGCAGAUACUAGUUUGAAAGAUAACAAUAGUAAUAAUAAGCAAUCACUUGAAAUUGACAGUCACAAUGAAAAUUUAACAAUAACAGAAUUUAAUGUUGAAAAUACAAUGAAUAAUUCACAUAACAAAAUUACACAAAAGAGCAUAUUAGAUAGCAAUAAAAAAUCUAAUAAAAUAAAUUCAAAUAACGUUAUAGCCACAUCUAGUUGGAUAGUGGAAUCUAUAGAAAAUACUAAUGUGGAAAGCGUCAUUAAUUCUUUGACAUCUAAUAUAACAAAUAGUGAAAAAAUAACUAAAAUAUUUGAUUUUAUGGAAGAAAAGAUUCAAGAUCAGAUUAAAUUGAAACUUGAACGUGUUACUCAGAAUUAUGACAAAGUAAAAGUUAAGAAAAGAAAAUCUAGAAACAUUGAAUUUGAAGAAGAUAAUUUCGAUGGCCUUGAAAUGCAAGAGAAAAAACAAAAACCUACUUUAGAUUUAGGUUUAGAUGAAAGUGUUGACAAAAAUAAUUCAGAAGCGGAUACUGCAUUAGAAAAAGUUAAAAAAAUAAGGCAUGAUAACACUUUAUCUAUAGAUAAAUCAAAUACUUCUUCUAAAGUAGAAAUAGAUCCAAAUAAAUACAUAAAUGUGAAACCUAAGCAUCUACAUACAGAUAUCCCAAAUGAUAUUACCGGAGGUAAUGAUGUUUUAGAUGACAGUGAAGAUGAAGAAAAAAAACGUAAUGUAGUAAGUGAAGCAUUUGCAGAUGAUGAUGUCAUAGAAGAGUUUAGGAGAGAAAAAGAAGAAGAGGUGAAAAAGUGUCAACCUCAGGAUAUCGAUUUAACUUUACCUGGAUGGGGAAGUUGGGGUGGAAAAAAUAUUAAAAUUUCAGGACGCAAAAAGAGACGUUUUAUUUUAAAGGUACCUAAAGAUUUACCUCGAAAAGAUGAAAAUAAAGGUGAUGUGAUAAUAUUUGAAGAAGAUAAUCCUAAAAUAAAGGAACAUCAGGUUAAUGAAUUGCCAUAUCCAUUUUCAAGCGUUAAUGAUUAUGAAGCUAGCAUCAGAAUGCCAAUUGGAAGAAAUUUUGUGUCUGAAAAUUCUCACAGAAAACUAAUUGAUCCCCCUAUUAAAACAAGUAUGGGGAGGAUUAUUGAACCAAUGACUGAAGAUGUUUUAGUUAAAACAGGUGGUAAAAGGAAUCGAAAAUUUAUUCCUAAGAAAAUAAAUAAAAAAAAGAAGAUAAGACAAAUAAAAACAAAUAAACAAACAAUAAAAUAAAUCAGAAAAAAUUAUAUUGUAAAAAAAUCUUUCAAACAGAAUCAUUCUUUUUAAAAUGUUUAGUAUAAAAUGUAUGUAAUAUAAUAAUUUUAUAUUUCCUC